GUGCGCCUCUCGUGCACGGGCGCGAUGUUCACACCGGCGGCCGAGCUUCUCAAGACGCGGGAUGCGGGCGAAGCGGGGGUCGAGAGCAUCGACGCAGCCAACAAAAACACGGAGAUAGCGGGCAUCUCGAAGAAGGACAGGUCGAUGACGAAGCUUCUGCUGCAACGCGAAGACAAUUCCAGAGGCUCGGCGCGGGGCCAGAACGUGGUGGCGAGGCUCGAGGUCGGAUCGCAGAUGCAGAUGGCGCUGGCAGCGAGCACGGCGCACGAUCAGAAGGUCGGGGGGGAGGCGAGGGACACGGUCGCGGCCGCCGACUACCGCGGCCACCCGCUGGGCAAGAAACCAGACGCCUACCUCCGCAUGCUGCUCUUCAGGCUGAGCGAGCCGGUGGAGGCGAGGUACGACGAGGUCAAGUCCGCAUCGGCGUUGACUACGCUGGUGGAGUUCGGGACGAGCCUCAAGGAUCCAGAGGUGCGCCUCAAGGCCACCAGAUGCUUCGACGUGAGAGUCAUGACGACGAUCGACGGAGAGGAGGUGGAAGAGGCCAAGUGGAUAUUCACAGCUAUGGCGCAUCCCACUGCGAUGGCGGCCACGUAUGCGCUCAAGACCAACGGCGGCCUGAAGUCGGUGAGUUUGAUCCUGGAGGACGAGGAGGCUCCGAGGUCCAAGACCGCCAAGGAGCUCGAGAAGCUUGUGUUCAGGGGGGGCGGGAACGGAUCCAACGGCAAGCAGAAGCGGGCGAAGAAGAAGUGA
This is a messenger RNA of Prorocentrum cordatum, 753 nucleotides long. Lineage: Eukaryota; Dinophyceae; Prorocentrales; Prorocentraceae. The record is from the annotation of a GenBank genome assembly.